UCAUCACCCUCACAAUGCGCAGCCGCAAGGAGAAGCCCAUCUUCCGCGGCCUGACCAUCGCCGCGGUCGGCAACCUCGGCGGCAGCGCCCAGUGGACCGACACCAACAUCGCGCGCUGGGUCGGGCUGCGCGAGGGCCGGUUUGUCAGGGAUGGUGCGGGUGCGGGUGCGGGUGCGAGUGUGAGUAUGGGGGCGGGAAAGAUCAUCGGGGUGGGGAACGGGGAGGGAACGGGUGCGGGCGGGGACGCGGAAGUGACGCAUGUGGUUUGCACGGGGGAGGAGUUUCGGCGGAGGGGGCGGUUGGUGAAGGCGGCUCUUAAAUGCCCCAAGACGUGUCACAUUGUCACGCUGGACUGGCUGGAGGACUCGAUGCUGAAGGGGAAGCGGCUGGAUGAGGAGCUGUACUCGCAUCUGCGGGCGCUGAAGAGGGAGAGAGAGCGGGAGCGGAAGCGGUUGAUGGUUAUCAAGGGGCUGGAGAAGGCCGUGAAGGAGGUUAAUCCGAAUCUCUACCAUCUUUACCGCGACCAUACGUUCUUUCAGUACGAGGUGGUGAUGACUCGAGACAAUGAGGAGGCUGGAAUCCAGGGGGAGCGGUACAUUCUUUCGAUGUUCGAAUCCAACAACGACAAACCGCGCCUCUACUGGUUCGUGGCCAAGUACUACAAGAAGAAAGGCGACACGCAGGCCAAGAUCCACCGUCCGAGCCACGCCCCGGGCAUGUUUGCGCGCGAGUUCGCUUUAUUUCAGUCCUUCUUCCGGGUCAAGACGGGCAUCGCCUGGGCACAGCGUCUCGUCAAGGAGGGGACCACAGACAAGCGCGUCUUCCAGUAUCAGCCGCCGACUGGUGGUAAGCCAGUUGGCUGGGUCCCGAUAGAGCAUGUCCCGGUAGAGCAUGUCCCGGCAGAGCAUGACCCGACUGAGACUCCCAGCGGUGUCGUAGUUGACAAGAACGUGAAUACCGCAACUCCUACUCAACCCAGUGCAGUCGCAAACGCAAACGGCAACGGCGGCGCCAUUCCCAUGGCUUCGCCAACUAUUGGCACAUCUUCGAGCGCUCCCAACCCUCAUCGCCAAUCACCAUUCUUCAUCCCCCUAGCAUACUCGCCUCGACCUCAACACGGAGCCCAGGAUCAACGCACUCCCGACUUUUCAUCAAGGACGGCACCCACUUUCGGCUUGCUUACUGGUGCCAUCUCGCCUUCUAUCGUUGGUCUUACUGGAAGAGACAACGCAGUUUGCGCUCUUUGAAGGGCUCAUCGGACGAUCAACGUCACACGACAGAGAGGAGAGCGAGGUUUGAGGGUUCAUUGACACAUUCGGGUUUGAUGCCUCGACAGGGAGAGCCGCCUAAGACACAGCGGCUGUCAAAUAUGUCGUUUGUUUUGUAGGGACGGACCCCUCGCCGUACGAAGGUCCACGAGAUGAACGGCGUCGGCGCUCCCACAGCCCUACGGUUUGAGACCUGCAUAUCGCGGUCAUCCCGCGGAGGGAAUAAGGCUCCCAGUUCCACACUCGAUGAUUUACCCCUAUUUUUACACACGCAUCGUUUCUUUUCCGGCAUAGUCAACUAGUAGUCGAAUAGGCAAUCAAAAUAGUAAUAUCAUCAUCAUUACCCCAUCAUAAUACACGCUAACCCCCCCUCUCCAGCUCCUUAAGAAAAGAAAGGCAGUGCCGAUUAAUCUGUACAGUAG
Messenger RNA from Chaetomium fimeti, 1690 nucleotides. RefSeq lists its product as uncharacterized. The transcript is spliced from 5 exons. Bases 15 to 1247 code for a protein of 410 amino acids. The record is from RefSeq and is a predicted model, not a curated record. Lineage: Eukaryota; Fungi; Ascomycota; Sordariomycetes; Sordariales; Chaetomiaceae.